AUGUCUCUCCUUCAACCAUGCCGGCAGGCUCUCAACAGGGCCCUGCCACAGCGCGUCUGCUCCGCUGCCAGGAUGCACUCCAACGAGGGCCCUGCUGGAAACAUCACCCAGAGGCCCCCAGCAGACGUUGUUCCCGGUGCUCCCGCCGCGGAGGUCACUGCCGCAGAGGUCGUCAGCGGCGCCCCUGCUGAGCUCCGCCGCCGACCCGUCCGCAUCUUCCAGCCCACACGAAGCACUACACAGAGCGGAAGCGGCAAGUCCCACCGCUGGCGAAUCGACUGGGAAAUCUUGCAGGGAGGUGGCCGCUGGGAGAACCCUUUGAUGGGCUGGGCAUCUUCCGCCGACUACAUGCAAGGCACUCGUCUUUCCUUCCAGACCAAAGAGGACGCUGCUCACUUCGCCGAGAAACAAGGCGAGCAUGGAAUUUUGUGUUGGGACUACUUCGUUCAGCAGCCUGAGGUCAAGCGCAUUCCUCCAAAGAACUACGCGGAGAACUACGUCUACAAGCCCAACAAGCUGCGCAUCUGCAGGACCAAGUAG
Phanerochaete carnosa HHB-10118-sp is the source of this 540-nucleotide messenger RNA. RefSeq lists its product as uncharacterized. Bases 1 to 540 code for a protein of 179 amino acids. The transcript is spliced from 5 exons. The record is from RefSeq and is a predicted model, not a curated record. Lineage: Eukaryota; Fungi; Basidiomycota; Agaricomycetes; Polyporales; Phanerochaetaceae. Gene Ontology annotation, biological process: electron transport chain.